Messenger RNA from Phalacrocorax carbo (great cormorant), 3944 nucleotides. The record is from RefSeq and is a predicted model, not a curated record. Lineage: Eukaryota; Metazoa; Chordata; Aves; Suliformes; Phalacrocoracidae.
GGGGCUGCCCGCUCUUCCGGAGUCAGUAAAUAAAUAACCCCCACCUCGCAGGAGGAGCCUGGAAGAGCUUCGGCAAUGAACGUGUCGCUGUGCUUGGGACCCCCAUGCCAUGAUCACAUCCUGCAAAACCUGGGAUCUAGGAUCCAUGCCCUCCACAAGAGCCACCUGGAAGACGAAGGACCUUGCCCCAGACGGCCGUGGGCAGGACACGCUUGUCACCGGGAGCAGAGCAGGUGCCUCUCCCCAGGUUCCUCUGCUGCCUGCACUGGUUCACCAUAAAAUCCUCAGCGUGAGCUGGCCAGACGCUGCAAAUCCCCGCAGGCUCUGCCUGGCUCUCCAGGCCCUGCAGGGGACAGCGGACAAGCGGCAGGAGGAGAGCCUGCACCAGGCCCCAACACCAGCCAUAGAGGAGCCACUAGCAUCUCCCCACGAGCCAGCCACUGCCACGCUGGUGCAGGCAGCCUCCACCAUGAACCUGGAGAAAGCAGGAGGGAGGCUCUGUGGUGGGAAACGUGCCAGCCUGCCAGCAGCCCAGCCCUUCCCGGUGAUCCAGAAGGCGAUGACCUCCAUGGCGCAUCUGCAGGAGAAGCUGUGGCUGCAGGAGGAGCUGCUGGGGCUGCAGGAGAAGCUCACUGCCCGGGAGAGCGAUGAGCUCUCCCGUUCUCUCCAGCUGCAAGACCAGGUUGAAACUCUGAAGGCAAAGGUCCUGGAGCAGGCGCAGGAGAUCAGCCGGCUGCGCUCGGAGCUGGGUGGCACGGACGUGGAGAAGCACCGGGACCUGCUGGUGGCUGAGAACGAGCGCUUGCGGCAGGAGAUGAAGGCGUGUGAGGGGGAGCUGCGAGAGCUGCGGCGGCAGCAGCAGGUGCCAUGCCGGGACUGUGCCCACCUCCCGGAGAACACCAGGCUGCAGGAGCGGCUGUCCCAGCUGCAGAGGGAGGCAGAGGAGAUGCGGACGAAGCUGGUGGAGCUAGACCUGGAGGUGCAGCAGAAGACAAACCGCUUGGCUGAGGUGGAACUGCGUCUCAAGGACUCCCUGGCUGAGAGAGCCGAAGAGGAGGAGCGGCUCAGCCGGCGGCUGCGGGAUAGCCAGGAGACCAUCGCCAGCCUCAAGUCCCAGCCCCAGCAGAUAAAGUACGUCAUCAAGACUGUGGAGGUGGAGUCAGCCAAAGCGAAGCAAGCCCUGUGCGAGAGCCAGUCCCGAAACCAGUACCUGCAGGAGCAGGUGGGGAUGCAGAGGCAGGUGCUGAAGGAGAUGGAGCAACAGCUGCAGAGCUCCCAAAAGACGGUGGCUCAGCUCCGAGCUCAGAUCAUGAUAUAUGAGACCGAGCUGGAGCGAGCCCAUGGGCAGAUGCUGGAGGAGAUGCAGGCCAUGGAGGAGGAGAAGAACCGUGCCAUCGAAGAGGCAUUUUCCCGUGCCCAAGUGGAGAUGAAGGCAGUGCAUGAAAAUCUGGCAGGUGUACGGACCAACCUGCUGACGCUGCAGCCAGCUCUGCGCACCCUCACCCAUGACUACAACAGCCUGAAGCGUCAGGUCCGCGACUUCCCCCUGCUCCUCCAGGAGACCCUGCGGAGCGCCAGGGCUGAGAUCGGCCAGGCCAUCGAGGAUGUGCACAGCACCAACCGGGAGCUGCUGCGCAAGUACCGGCGGGAGCUGCAACUCCGCAAGAAGUGUCACAAUGAGCUGGUGCGGCUGAAAGGAAACAUCCGUGUUUUUGGGCGAGUCCGUCCCAUCACAAAGGAGGACGGUGAGGGCCCAGAGGCAGCCAAUGUGGUGACCUUCGAUGCUGAUGAUGAUGCUGUCCUGCAUCUCCUGCACAAGGGGAAGCAGGUGUCCUUCGAGCUGGAUAAGGUCUUCCCCCCACAAGCGUCCCAGGAGGAGGUGUUUCAGGAGGUUCAAGCCCUGGUCACCUCCUGCAUUGAUGGCUACAACGUCUGCAUCUUCGCCUAUGGGCAGACAGGGGCAGGAAAAACCUACACAAUGGAGGGGACAGCAGCAAACCCAGGGAUCAACCAGCGGGCCCUGCAGCUCCUCUUCUCUGAGGUGCGGGGCAAGGCAGCCGACUGGGACUACGCCAUCAGUGUCAGCGUCGCCGAGAUUUACAACGAGGCUCUCAGGGACUUGCUAGGGAAGGAGCCACAGGAGAAGCUGGAGAUCAAGCUGUGCCCCGACGGCAGCGGGCAGCUCUAUGUGCCCGGACUGACUGAGUUCAGUGUGCAGAGCGUGGAGGACAUCAACAAGGUCUUCGAGUUCGGCCAUGUCAACCGGGCGACGGAGUGCACCAACCUGAAUGAGCACAGCUCCCGCUCCCACGCCCUCUUCAUUGUCACUGUCUGUGGCAUUGACCGUAGCACAGGGCUCCGCACCACAGGGAAGCUGAACCUGGUGGACCUGGCAGGAUCGGAGCGGGUCGGGCGGUCAGGUGCAGAGGGCAGCCGGCUCCGCGAGGCACAGUACAUCAACAAGUCCCUCUCGGCAUUGGGUGAUGUCAUUUAUGCCCUGCGCUCCCGGCAGGGCCAUGUGCCCUUCCGCAACUCCAAGCUGACCUACCUGCUGCAGGACUCGCUCAGCGGUGACAGCAAGACCCUCAUGAUGGUGCAGGUUUCCCCUGCUGAGAAAAACACCAGCGAGACACUGUGCUCCCUGAAGUUUGCUGAGAGGGUUCGCUCUGUGGAGCUGGGUCCUGUCUCCCGCAGGGCUGAGCUGGCCUCCUGGCCCAGCCAGGAGCAGCUGGAGGGUGACUCACCAGGAACCACAGCAUCCUCUGGCCGGGGCCAUGCGUCCCCCAGCCCAGGGCAGCUCUCCAGCCGUGCCGCCUCCAUCCGCAGGAAGCUCCAGACCUCAGGGAAGCUGAGGCCAGUCCCUGUGUGACAAAUGCCAGCCCCAGCACCAAACCUGCUGCAGGACCCAGCCCCUCAGUGCUACGGAGAGCCCGGCUGCUGGAAGACACGAAGGCUUUGGUGCCACUCCCUUGCCCACCAGGGCCCAUGAUGAGGGUGACAGCACCUCUCACCAUGAGCAGCGUGGGGCUGAGGUCUCCCAGUAGCCAGACCCCUGUCUCAGGGUGGGGGACAGUGAUGCUGGGCAGGGAGCUGUAACCUCAGACACUCAGCUCUGUGACUUUCUUUUUUUGCUGGAAGGAUGUUUUUAGCCAGAGCAGGGAGCUGCUGGGUGCUUUCUCCAUCUCUCCAGCAUUAUUUUUAUAACAGUAGAGGUAUGUGGCUGGAGCAGGGGCUUGGAGCCAGGUGAGCCCACAGAAAUGUCUCUGCUACUCCCAGGGGACCAGCCUGGUCCCAGUUCCCCCAAGACUGUGUCCAGGCAGCUGCCUGAUGUCUUUUGAAGCAGCACUUCCUCCAUUUUAAGCCAGAAUAAAAUCCCAGCAGCCCCUUUCCCCAUAGGUUUCUCAAGCCCUGUUGUUGCAUGAAGGUGCCCUGGGGCUGUGCCUGAGCCAAGCUGCCCUUCAUCAUGGUGUUGGUGCUGCCUGGGCCCUGUGCCGGCUGCUCUGGCACGGAGAGAGAGUGGUUGUGGGGCUGCCUGUGUUACACAGCACCAGGCUGGAUUUAGCAGUCUAAAAUGAAGCUACUGUAAAGUUAUUUACCAGUUGUCAAGAGAGAUCAGUGUGGUCAAGAUGAAAGUCUUUGAAAUAGUUUUAUUCUGUUUACAUGGUCUUGGACUGGAAACCAAGUAGGAAACAAACAAAAACCCCCCCAAACCUCCAGCCCAAAAGUCUGUUGGCUUACUUAUCGGGACAGCAGCUGGCAGGGGCGUUGGAGGAGACAGCACUGCCCCUGCACCUCUGAGCACCCACCUAUGGGUACGCUGCCUCCUGCUGCAAAUAACCAACUGGAUGCACUGAUGGCUCUUUCCCACCGCAGCCCUCUCACUCUUCCACAGUAUAUUCUAUUUAACAGAAAAAAGGGAAAAAUAAAUUUAGCCUUUUGUAAGA